AUGUCUGACCAAAACGAGAAGACAAUCCAACCUGAAGCGCCCAAUGUGGCCGACACACCUGAUGUCAAGGAGGUGGUGGAUAAGAUAGCGGAUGCCGCCCCCAGUGCGGAUCCGAGGGAUAUUGACAGGACCGACUUGCUCGCAGGCGUGAAGAAGGUUGACCAGACAAUCCUGAGGCUGAACAAACUCCUAGCUUCCCCAGGCGGCCUCUCCGCAUUCCUCUCCACAUUCAACUACACCCUCUACAUCCUCGCGUACGUGCAGACCAAGUCGCCCUCCGUCUCCGGCUUUGCCACCAAGCUGCUGUCCCUCAUCCGCCCGGCCUGCGACGACACCAAGAUCUCCGCGGCCACACUCGUGAACAAUGGCACCGUGCCGCCCAUCGCUGCGCUCGCAGUCCUCAUCUCCAAGGCGCGCACAACGCUGAGACUGUUCGGCCUCUUCCCGCUAUACGCGUGGCUGCGCUCGCUAGCCUCAGGCCCCAAGGCUGGCACAGAUGUCGUUCUGCAUAGAAUCGCCAUGCUGCAGGCGAGCAGCUACUUCUCCUACCAAGCGCUAGAGAACAUCUCCCUCCUCGCUGACUCAGGCGUCAUCGGACCCCGCUUCAUAUCCACCCUGAACCGCGGCGACUCCAAAACUGCGCGUCUAUACCUGUACGCCUACCGCUGUUGGCUGGGUGGCGUGUCAUGCGACUUCCUUCGCUUGAUGCGCGAGUGGCAGCUCGAGAGUCGCAGGAGGGUGACUAGGAAGCAGAUGGUCGCUGAUGGCCGGGCAGUAGCAGAAUACCAGGAAGAAGAAGAUAACAAGUUUGACAACCGGUGGUGGACCGACUUUGUCAUCGCGAGUGCGUGGUUGCCCAUGGCGCUACAUUUCAGCAGCGCCACUGGUGGUCUGCCGGGCUGGAACCUGGGUUGGAUGGGCGCCUGCGGUUUGGUUGCUGGCAGUACGAGGUUCAAGGCACUCUGGGCGAUGGUAUUCUCGCUUAGUACCUAUAGCAUCCAAAGGCGCGCCUUAGAGAUGGAUGGCAAUGAUGAUCUUCGAGAUGCGAGAUUGCAGAAGCUCUGGGAUAUGAGGCUAGAGGGAGAUGGUUUCAGCAUCGUCGAAGCCAGUAUCGAUGACUACCGGAAAGCCUUCGACAAACAACAAGUCACCAGUGUUGACAUCGUCAUCAGCUGCCUGAAUCGCAUUGCACAGUAUGACACCAUCCAAGGUUUGAAUGCUUUCACAGUCCUCAACGAGAACGUUCUCCAGGAUGCAGCAGCAUCGGAUGCACGUCGAGCACAGGGACUGAAACCCCGUCCACUAGAAGGCAUACCGUACACAAUCAAGGACAGCUACAAAGUGGCUGGCAUGACAGUCACUGAUGGCUCCCCUGCUCUCAAAGGCGUCAUGUCAAGCGGCGAUUCUGCUAUUGCGGAGAAGCUUCGGGCUGCCGGGGCAAUCUUGAUUGGAAAGACUAACAUGCCACCGAUGGCUGCAGGUGGUAUGCAAAGAGGUAUGUAUGGUCGUGCGGAAUCACCUUACAACUCCAAGUAUCUUACUGGAGCCUUCUCCUCUGGUUCAUCGAAUGGCGCCGCAACUUCUGUAGCUUCAAGCAUGGCAGCUUUUGGUAUGGGCAGCGAAACUGUCAGCAGCGGUCGAAGUCCGGCGUCAAACAAUGCGAUUGUCUGCUAUACCCCAUCAAAGGGACUGCUCAGCUGUCGUGGACUGUGGCCGUUAUAUAUCACAUGCGAUGUGCCCACGCCUUAUGCGCGAUCGGUCGAUGACAUGUUGGAGAUACUGAAUGUUAUCGCUACGCCUGACGAAGACACAACCGGAGAUUUCAUACGCGAACAGAGACACGUUCAAAUACCUCAACCGCCUUCAAUCAACUACACAGAUCUGCGCAACACCGAUGCGUUACGGGGGAAGAGAAUCGGUGUGCCAAAAAUAUACGUUGGUCAAAAAGAUUUGGAUCCGCAUGCAAAACACACUCACGUCUCAUCGGAAGUGAUCGCAUUAUGGGAACAGACAGCCAAAGAUCUUGGCUCUUUGGGAGCAGAGAUUGUUUACACCGACUUCCCUCUGAUAACGAACUACGAGAAUGACUCAGUAUCGGGUGAGGCCAACAACGUCGAUGGUCGGCCUGCAAACUGGAAUCUCCUCGAGCGAGGUAUUCUCAUCGCUCAGGCUUGGAACGCUUUCCUCGAAGACAACAAUGACCCCAAUAUCAAUUGUUUAGCCGACAUCAAAGAUCCGUCAAUGCUGUUCCCAAAACCACCCGACUACAAACCUGACCGCUUCCUCGAAGUAAGGAACUGGAUUGAUUACCCCGGUCUACCCAAUAUGGUGCAGAAUGGAAGUAUACAUGACAUCCAAGGCAUGGAGCAAGCUCUAAAAGCCCUUGAAGCUCAAAGAAAACGUGAUCUGGAAGACUGGAUGGACAAGAAUGAACUCGAUGUUGUUGCGUUCCCAGCGCAGGGCGAUGUCGGUCUUGCAGAUCUCGAAUUCGAUAUUGACAGCACGACGCAUAGUCUCCAGAACGGUGUCAAGUACUCCAACGGCAACCGCGCCAUCAGGCAUCUUGGUGUACCUACUGUGAGUGUACCGAUGGGUGUUAUGAGUGAGAAGAAGAUGCCUGUGAACAUCACUUUUGCUGGCAAAGCAUACAAAGACACCAAACUACUAGAGUAUGCGUACGCUUUCGAAAGCGCUACAAAGAAGCGUAUACCUCCACCCCUCACGCCCGCUCUACCCACCGACAUUAUUGCCCAUGCACUUCCAUUGCCAACUGAAGACAAGCACAUCAUCGAAUCUGUAACAGCCGUUGUCAAAUCUUUGGGAGACUCUAAUAACGUUAACAACGAACUUUCUCUGAGCAUGGACGGAACCUUAUAUGAGCCUGCGUCAGAGACUCUGCUCCAAGUCUUUUUGGACGAUCAUGUGGUGCACACUUCGGUGAUCGAAAGCGCAAAGUGGAGUUUCUCAAUCUCAUAUGCACUCAAGAGACCGGAAAUUCUGGGUUGGGAUCUCAAACCACUUCCAAAAAAGGAUCUUAUGAUCAUCGUGGUUGUGAAAAGGUUGGAUGGUGAUGAAGGUAUCAAGAAGGAGUCGAAGUUGCUGACAGUACCUGUUGAUAGGGCUGCCGAGGUGUCUGUUCGGGACGGUGCAUGA
Alternaria burnsii is the source of this 3153-nucleotide messenger RNA. RefSeq names its product glutamyl-trna amidotransferase subunit a. The transcript is spliced from 4 exons. Lineage: Eukaryota; Fungi; Ascomycota; Dothideomycetes; Pleosporales; Pleosporaceae. Gene Ontology annotation, biological process: peroxisome fission. The coding region runs from base 1 to 3153 and encodes 1050 amino acids. Gene Ontology annotation, cellular component: peroxisomal membrane. The record is from RefSeq and is a predicted model, not a curated record.